AUGCAUCGACUUUUUGCUGAGCUGGAGCCAUCUGUAACCGUCACCGAGCAAAACCUGGCAGACCGAGUUCGGUAUAUCUUGCGCUCAAAUACAUUUGAUGUUACCGAACUCGAACGGCUACAACGUGAGGCUGUUCCUUCAUCGGGUGAAAAUGCUGCGGCUGAGGAUGCGGCGCCACAACUUGCUGAGCAAACGGCAAAUGUGGAUGCCGCCGUGAACACGCCAGUUGUGGUUGAUUCAGACGAUGAUGGAACAGUCGCCCAGGAACUGGAACUAGAGCAAAUGAGGAGUACAUUGGAAGAGGCGAUUGUGGAAACGCGCAGUACGCCUCUCGAAAAUCGACCGCGACUUCCCCGCUUAGCCCUAAGCAAGCGGAAUCGGGCUGUCGUGAGUGCUCUGAACACAAUGCUGGUUACCUAUUUGGAAGCCAGCCGGGACCUUUGCGAGACGGACUCAAUUCUUUUUGGCGCCGCACUGGCAGUCUGCCGUAUUAUAGGCGCCAAACUUUCCACGGCUGGACGCGCUACUGGACAAAGUAGUGCUAUCCCAGCCUGGAGAAUAAGAAUUGAAGAACGUAUCGCAAAGGCUAGGGCCCUCAUCGGCAGACUGAUAUGCUUCAGGUCAGGCAAUACCAGGCCAAGGAUUGUGCGCACCAUCAGGAUGGCGUUUGCUGGGACAAAUGUUAGUUUGUCCCAGCCGGAUAUAAUGCAAAAACUGACGGAGUGCAUAGACGACCUGAAGCAAAGAAUCGCUGCUUGGGGAAAGCGGAUUCGGCAAUAUACCGAGAGGUCGACACGGUUCAACCAGAAUCGUCUCUUGCAGAGUGAUCAGAAGAGGCUCUAUAAAUCAUUGGAGCGACCAAUAGUAAGUUAA
Parnassius apollo (apollo) is the source of this 873-nucleotide messenger RNA. The record is from the annotation of a GenBank genome assembly. NCBI's taxonomy places the organism in Eukaryota, Metazoa, Arthropoda, Insecta, Lepidoptera, Papilionidae.